Messenger RNA from Huiozyma naganishii CBS 8797, 1404 nucleotides. RefSeq names its product Aan1p (gene AAN1). The record is from RefSeq and is a predicted model, not a curated record. Lineage: Eukaryota; Fungi; Ascomycota; Saccharomycetes; Saccharomycetales; Saccharomycetaceae. The coding region runs from base 1 to 1404 and encodes 467 amino acids. The transcript has a single exon.
AUGCCGAAGGACAACUCGGCAAAUGUUGCGGGGGAGGAGAGAAAGGAGGCAGCGUGCACGGCAUCUGUACCGUUAAGUCUCCAGAACACUGGUCAUAUGCAAGCACACUCACAUUCCCAGACUCACUCUCCGCAUGGUAAGCAACUUGGUCGUCCUAAGAGAACCAAGCGGAGACCCAAAUUGCGGUUUAACUUUAUGAAACAGUUGCAGUUGCAAGAUACAAAUUACGAUCUGAUCACCUCUGUCGCCUACUUGAACGAAAAAUAUGGAUUGAAGAAGGCCCACUACAUAGAGAAGUUCGUUAAAUGUAUACACAGGAAAAUUAAUCUGGACGCCUCGAGGAUUAGCGACCAAUAUGUGGAGACUUUGGGGCCAUGGAUCAAAUCAAAACUGUUUCUGUUAAUUGUGACAUUGGCAGAGAGAGGCGGCCCAGAGUAUUGGCUGGACAAAAAUGAUCAACUGAAGGACGAAUCUAGAGAAGACAACGACGCAGACCACAGCGGCGAUGAUGAUGCUGGAGACUUUGAUCCUGCAAACCGAGUGGACCAGGCGACUACCCUCGAAGAACCGGAUUCCACAGAUGGGGAUGCCACUUUGAAAGAUGAGGUAAGCACUCUGACUGAACAGAUCAUACAACAAAAUAUCAACCAGAACUUCAAAGAGACGACGUACGACGAGAACUACGUAUUUUCCUCCAUAUGGGCUAACUUCAUGGAAGGGCUGAUUAACCAUUACCUUGAAAAAAUGAUCGUCCCACAUUCAGAGAUGAAAGUGUGCCAACAAUUGUACAAACCCAUGAUGAAAAUUAUCUCGUUGUAUAACGAGUAUAACGAAUUGAUGGAGAAAAGCGAGAAGAACGGGUUUCUACCGUCACCCAAUUCAGAAAGAGACGUCACGCUCAUGAACAAGAGCAUGGAAAACGGGAUCGAGGAGGACUUAAUUUCUCAAGAAAGGCUGCAGAGAGCCCAAAAGUUAUUGUGGCAAGCUCGCCAAGAUAUACCCAAGACAAUCAGCAAGGAACUGACUCUGUUGUCCGAGAUGUACUCUACACUGUCUGCUGACGAACAGGAUUCGGAACUCGAUGAGUUUGUCUGCUGUGCCGAGGAAUACAUUGAGUCUGAGUUCUUACCGGGACUAGUCAAUGUGCUUUUUGCCAAUUGUGGGUCCUUUGCAUUUUGGAAAGUGCUACUUGUGUUAGAGCCAUUCUUCUACUAUAUCGAGGAUGUAGGAGAGAGUGAUGGAGCUGAAGAUGAAGAAUUUGACACCGUUGUCGAUGAUGAAGAAGUCGACGGAUACGAGGAGAACGAGGGAUUAAGCGAGAAGAAACGAGUCUUCAAGCCGGAUCCGAGAGUGAUAACUUUGGAGAAAAUUUGUGAAGUUGCAGCAAAACAAAAUUGGAUUUGA